AACUGUUAAAAUUUGAAAACCAAAAAACAGUUAAAAGAACAUAACGAAAGUGCGCAUGAACGUCACACGUAACCACUGAAAGCAAUAUGGCAGCAUUGUGGCCUUUAAUAGUUUGACAGCUUUCAUGGUGUAUUCUUCCAGCACAAGCUAAUUUGUACAAGACAAAAGUAUGAGCACAACUACCCCAUGGAACAGUUCUGCAGAAGGGGUGAAAGGAAAUGUUAAACUUUUUAACCCAGGAGAAUUUCAGCAAAAUGGACCAUUGCCACAGACUGAUGGAAAUAUAAUAGACCAUAAUAACCCAUCCAGUUGGGGCCAUGGAUGGGGAAAUGACAAUCAAUAUGGACAAUAUAAUGGAAUGCAGCAGUCAGAUCAAGACCAAGGUCAGCAAGGUCAAGUAGGCUAUCAAGUUCCAGAGCAUAAUCCUCAACAAUUUUAUCAUUUAAAUCCAAGUAUACCACAGCAACAGUCUUAUAAUCAAGGUUUGUCAUAUGACCCCCAAGGACAACCUUUUCAGCCAUAUAACCCAAAUCAAGCACAGCCUGUCCAACAAUAUGACCCAAAUCAAGCACAGCCUGUCCAACAAUAUGACCCAAAUCAAGCACAACAUCUUCAACAGUAUGACCCAAAUCAAGUACAGACUGUUCAACAAUUUGACCAACAAGGAGAAACAGUUCAGCAGUUGAAUGCUGAAGCUCAGGCAUUUCAACCAUAUGGAUCUCAGGCAUAUCAAAAUUAUGAUGGACAGGGUCAGUUUAAUAACCAGAAUUAUGAAUGGAAUCAGUAUAAUUAUGGAUAUCAACAAAACUGGAAUAAUACUGAAGCCCAGCAGCCAGCUGGGACAGACAUUGUAGAAUCAGGUCAAAAUUCUGACUCAAAUGUUCAAAGUGAUAGUCAGUCUCAAAAUACUAACAAUGAAAAUUAUAUAAAUACUGACUCAACAGAGAGUGUGUACAACACAAAUGCAUUAAAUGCAGAAAAAGUAAAUAAUGAACUCAGUCCAUCAGGGGGAGAUAACCAACAUUUAGCUAGUAGUGAUGCUAGAUUGUCAAAAGAAUUGGACCCAAAUUUACAUGUACCUCAGUCUGAUAUAAGUAGUGAAAGUUUAGUAACUUUGAAUAGUUCUAGCACACAACUUGUUGAAGAAAAUGUUCAAUCAUUUGAAAAUCAAAUGGGAAAUAUGUAUGUUCAGGAAAAAUCAAAUGAGGAUGAUAGAAAAGUUGAGGAUAUAAAUCAUUCAGCAAUAGAGGGUCAAGGCUCUUCUGUUGAUGGCAAUCCUAAAGUGUCAAAUGAGUCAAAAGAUUCUCCUGUAAAUUCACAGACUUCUGAUGAUUGGGAAAUGGUGCCUUCUGCUCACAAUUUACUAGCACCCAGUAAUCACAGCCGCCAAGGUUCAACUGAUAGUAGUGCAAAUGUGCAAUUUUUUAUUGGCUCCACUAAUAUAUCACCAUCUGAGACACCAGAUACUGCAGAAACUGGUCAUACUGAGAACAAACCAGCAGAGGGUUCCCCUCCACAUAAUCUAAUACCAAAACAUUCCUCAUCUCCCAUGCCUCCAAGAAAUAAUAUUCCUGAAAGUACUGGUCUCCCACCAGUCUCAAUAAACCAGCCAGCUCCAACAGGACUAGGGGCAUCUGGAGGGAACCCUUUUAGAAAAGGAAAGGGUUCUGAUAACAGGACUAGCCAUAGUCCUAAUGUAUUGAAAAAUACUGAACAUGUAAGUCAAAAUGUGACUAAUUCACAAAAUGAAGGACUAAAGUUAGAUAUAAAAGCUGCAGAUUCAGGAUUUCCUAGUCCUAUACAAGCUGUCACAGAGGAUAUCCAUUCUCAGGAUCCUCCUACUCAAAGUCCUAUCAUGCCAAGGAAGGAAAGCCCAUUUCAACCACCUAGACGUAGAAAUCUGUCACAGUCAAGUAAUUCAUUUGACGACGAGAAUAUAUCUGAUCCUCGACAUGUAAGUGGCAGUAUAUCAGAUCAAUAUCAGAGUAGCAUGGAUAGAAAAUCAGGGGAUAGAAAAACUGGACCAAUGAAAGCAGAUAGAACUUUAGGAUCUAUUUUACCUCCUCAAUCAGCAGGUAGACAACAUGAUUCUUCUAUUGACUAUAGUAAAUUUUCAAGCCGUGGGAAAGAUGAAAAAAGACCUCGUUCACCAUUGAGUUCAAGUUCAAGUAGAAGUUUAAGUGGUAGAUUAACUCCUACCAAACCACCAACAGGACGAACAACACCCACAAAAUCAACAAAUGGUAGAACCACACCUGGUCGUAAUACACCAAGUCGACGAAUGGAACAUGCAGCAUACCAAAGAGCUAUGGAGCGUCGAAAGAAGGAAAAUGUCUCGCCUGCAACCUCACUGUGGGCGAACAAUGAUAUUGUUCCUAAAAGCAACAUAUUACUUGCUCCUGCUGCUCCAAUGCAGGUUACAAGUGCUACUCCAGUUUUUGGUAUUGUGGCUUCAAAAGGUAGUGGUGAAACUAGAGAGGUCUUGUCUCCUGUUCAAAAUCUUAUCACAAGUAUGAGUGAUCACCUGUCUAGAGAGAACUCACCUGAAAAAGACACAAGUAAAUUGAAAACAAAUGAAAGGGACAGGCGAGAGAAUACACAGAGGGACAGACAUGAAAGGAAUUCCUCUAUUGACAGAGAAAUUGAAAUGACAAAAAGAAUGGAAGAUAGAGAAAGGGUACUUGAAAACAGUCGAGAAAGAUCUUAUAAAGAUGAUAAAAAUUACCGAGGCCCAGGUCAAGAUGACAGAUACAAGGAUGAACGUUACCGUGAUUAUCGGGACAGAGACAGGGAAAGAGAGUAUGAACGAGACAAACAAAUUGAAGCUCAUUAUCAACGGAAUAACAAGGCAAAGGAUCCUUAUUACAGCGAUGAUAGAUAUGAGAGGUCAAGAUCAAGGCAGUCAACAAUUGAUGACAGACCACAGGAUAGAGAGGCUUACUACAGAUAUGGUCGAGGUUACUAUGAUUACUAUGGUAACAACAGACAGUAUGGUUACUAUGAUCAAAGAUAUACAGAUUACUAUGGCGACGCUCGCUAUAGCAAAGGUUACUAUGAUGAGUAUUAUAAUGGACAGUAUCCUGACAAUUAUGACAGAAUGUCACAUUAUGAUUACACAUGGCAACAAGCUGGGUAUUAUGACCAAUAUGGUCGACAUGAUGAUACUUACAGUCAGAGAAGUGGCAGUCGUGUUCAUACGCCAGUGUCAGAUUCAGGCGAUCAACUGUAUCCUGCUUCCAGAUCAUCGAGUAGACAAGGCUACGAGGAUUAUCAUAAAGGACAAUAUGAUCCAUAUUACUAUGGUUACCAAGAUUACUAUAAUAACAGUUACGCUGAACCUGAACCCCCAGGUAGGAUGACCCCAGAGAAGUACACCCUCCCACACAUGUGUGCCAGGUUUGGUCCAGGUGGACACCUGAUUAAAGUGAUGCCAAACAGACCAAAGGAAGGACAGACAGCUACAGUAGAAGUACAUGACAUCAGUAUGAUGUUGGAAGAUAGACCGGAAGUGGAAGAACUCAAAUGUUUCCCUGGGCCUCUUGUUAGAGGUGACACCCAUAAAAAUGAUGUUUUAUCAUUUUGUCAACAGAAAGCUAAAGCUUGUUCAGAGAAUAUUAACAUGACGGACCGAGAUUCUGCAGAACUUCUUUGGAAACUGUUGGAAUUAUUGAUUAAACAAAAUGGAAUGAUAAUAGGAACAGAUAUAGCAGAUUUGUUGUUAGCAGGUCAUGAACCCACCACAAUGGAAUAUAGUAUAAUGGGAAUGAAAAUAUCUAACAGUACGGACAAUCUAGAUGAUUUAGAUGAGACAAAUGAUAUAUCAACUGUAACAAUGGACCGAUCUGUUGUCAACAAACAAAGGUCAAGAGAAGAGGUCACAGAUAGAUUUAGACAUUUAUUAUUGUAUGGAAGGAAAAAGGAUGCAUUAGAGUGGGCUAUGAAGAACAACCUCUGGGGCCAUGCCUUAUUCCUAGCUAGUAAAAUGGAUACCAAAGCACAUGCUAAUGUGAUGACAAGGUUUGCCAAUAGUGCUAUGAAGAUGAAUGACCCCUUACAAACACUGUUUCAACUCAUGUCAGGUAGACAACCAGCUGCAGUCUCUUGUAUAACUGAUGAGAAAUGGGGAGAUUGGAGACCACAUUUAGCAAUGAUGUUGUCUAACCAGACACACAAGGCAGACUUAGACAGAAAAUGUAUAAUGACAAUGGGGGAUACUUUAGCCUCCAGAGGAUUUUUACAUGCUAGUCACUUCUGUUACUUGAUGGCACAAGCAGGAUUUGGUUCCUAUCAUAAAAAGACUUCUAAAAUGGUGCUAAUAGGAUCUAACCAUAGCUUGUCGCUGUCAGAGUUUGCUACUAAUGAAGCUAUACAGUGUUCUGAAGUGUAUGAAUAUGCCAUGUCUCUUGGUAAUAGUUCAUUCUUCUCACCUAAUUUACAGUACUUCAAAUAUCUAUAUGCAUGCAGAUUGGCAGAAAAUGGAUUUGCUCAGCAGGCAUUGGAAUAUUGUGAAGUUAUAGCAAAAUUUAUAAAUAUUUCACCUACAGUCUUUCAACCAACACUUGUCAAAUUAGUAUAUGAGCUUGCCAGUCGGUUAAAGAAAUUUGACCCAGAGCAGCAACAAGUUGGAGAGGAUAGUGAGGAUCCAAUGUGGUUACAACAUUUAUACAGAAUAAAUCAGGGAUAUGAGGAUGGUUCCAUACAGCCAUUAUCAGGAAGUGUCACACCAUAUUGUUUUGUUGGUACCAGAUCAAGUAGUGCUAGUGGAGAGGUAGCAGGACUGACUGAAAUGAAUAUGAUGCAGUCAGGGCAUUAUACAGGAAGUAGUCCCUACCCACAAAGUCAAGGUCAGCAGAUUUACAACCAAGGAUAUAGUGUUGAUCAGACUCAAAAUCAAAUGUAUGCAAGUGAUCAGACACAGUACCAAGGAAAUGUGACUAAUCAGGCUCAGAAUCAGGGUACACCUGAUCUCAUGCAAAAUCAAAGUCAGCAAGGAGAGAUUGUAGAAAAUCAGGGUUAUAGUGGAGACCAGUCACUGGGUUACCAAACUGGGCAACAGCAGCAAACAGUUGAUCAAGGUCAAAGUUAUCAAAGUCAAGGUUAUACAAAUCAAGGACAGAUGUACCAAAAUCAGCAGGCGAAUUAUCAGCAGAAUCAACAGUACACUGCACAGGAAGGACAAACAGGUUAUCAGUACCAACCUCAUGAUCUUGCAUCAGUUCCAGAGACAACCAAUCAGAAUCAAGAAUACAACACAGAAAACCAGACAGGGGAGACAACAACAUAUCAGCAACAACCGCAGCAGCAGCAACAUUACUCACAACCAAAUGAUUUCAGUAUGUACCACAAUGCAGGUCUCCAGUCAGAGGCAGGACACAGAAACAGUAUGUCAUCUAUCGGUACUGUAAGUAGUCACGCUGAUACAGAUGAUGAAGAAGGACUGGGAAACUCACAAAAAAAUGACUUUGAUUACUUUGGAGCAGCUACUAACACACAGAAAAUAGUACCCCCACGAUUAAGAAAGAGAACAGAAUCAGAGAGUAGUCAAGUUAAUAACAGUACCUCAAAGUCUUCAUCAGAACCCAGUACUAAGACAGACUCAAAAUCAGAUAUUACUGGGAAAAAAACUCAAGGACAGAGUAAAGGUUGGUUUGGUGGAGUGUUCAGUAAACUGUUGCCAAAAUCUAAAAAUGAAAUGAAAUUACCUGAUGACAGUGACCCAUCAAUUGUAUGGGAUCCUGUCAAAAAGAGAUGGACUAAUCAGGAUGGUGAUGUUGAAGAUGAAAAACCACCUCCUCCCCCUCCUAAAGACAUGGACUUAUCUUCCUCAGCAGCACCAAUGCCACCAUCUUCUGCAUCAACCCCUGGCAUGGGGCCUCCAGCAGGGAAUAGAUAUGGCAGACAAAGAGGCAGAGGUGCGAGAACCCAGUACGUAGAUGUGAUGAACCCUAAAUCUUCAUCAGGAGGAACAGCAUCAGUACCAUCCAAUAUAUUUAAUGUGAUGCCUUCUUCUGCCUCAUCACCUGCAAUAUUUAGCCCAAAUCAUAGUAAAGACACAACAGAUUCUAGUCAACCAGAAGUCAAUCUUGCUCAAUCUAAUGACCCCCCUAGUGACCAAAGAAUUCAUGCAGGAGAGACUGAAUCAACUGAGAUGCCUCCUCCAUCUUCAGGACCACCUUCCAUGCCUAUGUUAUUCAACCCAUCACAAAUGUCUUCAUCCUCGACAACACAGCCUGGUUUAAAACGAUAUAACCAACGACGAGUGUAUCCAAAGUCAUGAUCAUCUCCUUUCUAGUCUUUGUAUGUGCUAUGUCAUAUCAUUAAUCUGCUAUUCAACAAGAAUACAAUGAAAAGUGCUCAGUUGACCAUGAUCUGCCAUUUUAAGGACUAGUCUGUGGACCUUUAUUAACAUCAUUCAUUCAAAUCGUUACUGGAAAAUAUUUUAUGCGUUUGUUGUUAAUGUUAUAAGUGGCAGAGUAUAAAUGUAUUGAAGUUUGGAGUAAGAACUUCUGUAAGUAAGUGAAAUAGAACUGAAUACCAAUAUAUAAAGGCACUUGUUUAAAAAUACAAACAAUGUUUUGUGUCAUCCCAUAAAAUUUGUCAUCCAUUGAUGGUAUUGAGGGAAACCAUUUAUAAAUAAAAUCCAUCUGUAUAUUUUUAUUUUAAACAGUUAAUAUAUAUUUUGAGUGAUCAUUGGGAAUUAUGGAACUGUAGUUAUAGAUUUGUAGAAAAUUUGUGUUUUUGUCUUGGUUGAACCAUUAAACAACAUAAACUCAUGCACUAGAUCAUUGCAUCAGAUUAAUGUACAAGUCACUGUGACCUAUAUUUUUUUUUACAUGAGCAUUGUUUAUAUAAUUUACAACUGGUAUCAGUACAUACAGUGAAUGUAUUCUUAUCUGAUUAAUCCCAAGAAAAUAUUUCACCAAAGGAUUUUGGUUUGAAGAGGUUUUUAGUAGAAAAUGCAUUUCAAUGGUUAUAUAUUCUACAAAAAUCAAGAACUUUGAACCAAAACUAAGUAUGAACAUCUUUUAAGUGCCAUGUCAUAGUUUCAUUUUAGAAUGAAUGGAGAAACAUUUGACCUUCAUUUGUCCUUGUCCAGUAUAAACCUAUAACAUUCCUGUGUAUGUUGUGUGAAGUCCUUGUGUGAAGUCUUUCACUAGUUAUUCUCUAUUUCACAUCUAUGUUUAUAUUUUUUUAGUUCUUUCGUGCAAAUGUUUAUAAAUCAAUUUUUUUUCUUCAGUAAGAUCAGAUAUUGGCAAAUCUGAUACAUUAAAAUUAUUUCAUAUAGGAAGAAGUUUCAAUACUGUAUAAUGUUACUUUUCUUUCUGUUCUAAAUAUACAGCUUUCAUGUUAAUAUAUAAAUACUUUAAUAUAUUUAGUUCUCAGUAGUCCUUUUACUAUAAGAAACUGUUUUGUGGUAAAUAAAGGGAAGAAAUUACGGCAGCACAGUUUAAAGAUAUGAAGUACAGUGUAUAUUUGGAACCAGAAAACACAAGAUGCGACUUGGUUGAAAGGGCUAUUCUCUGGGCAGCUUUAUUAUGUAUCAUUUUCAAUCAAAACUUUAUGAUUUAAUAAAAUAAUAUAAUGAGAAAAAGUAAUAUUUGACAUAUAACGGUUAGCAAUUCUUUUUAACCCUUGAAUCAAUGAUUAGGACUAGAUCCAUAAAGUAAAAAAUGGAAGAUGUAAUACUUUAGCAAAAUUUUAUAUUUGCCAGUUUUUACUUA
Molecule: messenger RNA, 7721 nt
Organism: Mytilus californianus (California mussel)
Lineage: Eukaryota; Metazoa; Mollusca; Bivalvia; Mytilida; Mytilidae
Exons: 27
Coding region: 170-6277 (2035 amino acids)
Biological process (GO): Golgi organization; COPII vesicle coat assembly; autophagy
Cellular component (GO): endoplasmic reticulum exit site; ER to Golgi transport vesicle membrane
Source: RefSeq, a predicted model, not a curated record